This is a messenger RNA of Paraglomus occultum, 906 nucleotides long. The record is from the annotation of a GenBank genome assembly. NCBI's taxonomy places the organism in Eukaryota, Fungi, Glomeromycota, Glomeromycetes, Paraglomerales, Paraglomeraceae.
AUGCCCGCUAAAAUAACACUGCAUAGUCCAACGCCUUCCCUGGCUCCUCUUCUUCUUCCUUCCUCACCAACCGACUCGGUCAUAGACCUUCCUCUUUCACCACCACCACAUAAACGUCGCAAUAGUUUACCAGUUCCCCAUGCGUCCAUACUCUCCCGCAUACUAUUUCUUCUUACUUGUGCGGCUGUCACACUCUUUGGAAUUGUGUUGUUAUUACGAACAAUACCCAACUUGUCACUUCCUAUAACAAUAGAACAAGUAAAGAUACAAGCAGAAGUGUUGGAGGAAUAUUCAAAUGGGAGUUGGAAAGGAUGGACUCAUAUAGUGUUUGUGUUGAGCGUUAUCUACGUAUGGAAGCAGGCCUUCUCAGUGCCGGGUGCCAUAUUUUUGAACAUUCUCGCUGGAGCACUGUACGGCCCAGUUGUUGCAACUCUCUUGACUUCCAUUUUAACUGGAAUCGGCGCAUCUUUUGCGUACUUUAUUGGUAAAUUCGUCGGUCAGCCUAUCUUUGAGCAACAUUUUCCGGAUAAACUCGUCUAUCUCCGUAAGCAAGUAGAGGAAAACAAUGACGGGCUAUUUUAUUAUUUGGUAUUCAUAAGGAUGUUUCCUCUGUCGCCUUGGUGGCUUCUUAAUCUCGCCUCACCUCUACUUUGCAUUCCUCUGGGACCAUUUUUCUUCUCAAUGGUCUUCGGAUCAAUCCCAUACAACCUUGCAUGCUGUCAAGCGGGUGAUAUUCUCCAAGAACUUAGUUCCACGGCUGACAUAUGGCAACCAAUUUUACUGUUGAAAAUGUUAUUGGUGUCAAUAUUGAGUUUGGUUCCGCCAUUUUUGACAAGGCGGCUCAAGCGAUGGAACGAAGAGCGCGUUGCAAGGGGCGUAAUGGUCUCGGAAAUGACAAGCGUAUGA